Messenger RNA from Amphimedon queenslandica, 1112 nucleotides. Its product is annotated as acyl-CoA desaturase-like. The record is from RefSeq and is a predicted model, not a curated record. Gene Ontology annotation, biological process: unsaturated fatty acid biosynthetic process. The transcript has a single exon. Gene Ontology annotation, molecular function: stearoyl-CoA 9-desaturase activity; iron ion binding. Bases 94 to 1092 code for a protein of 332 amino acids. NCBI's taxonomy places the organism in Eukaryota, Metazoa, Porifera, Demospongiae, Haplosclerida, Niphatidae. Gene Ontology annotation, cellular component: endoplasmic reticulum membrane.
UGACACAGCAGGAGCCAACCUCAUGACUAUCUGAUAACUCUUCAUAAUACAGAUUACAGCUAUAGAGAAAGACGAAAGCAGCUGGGAAAUAAGAUGGACAGCGAUUUAAAGAAAGAUGGUCUCCCCUACAGCGAGGACUACACUAAAUUUGAGCCCAAGCUGGUCAAAUUGAUAGAAAGGAAUCGAGCCCCUGGGCCUUUUGGACUAAGAACUAAAGUGGUGUGGACCAAUGUUUAUCUGAUCUCGGCCAUACAUGUUCUUGGAGUCUGGGGCAUGUGCCUGGCUCCAAUGGCUUCCUGGAAUACGUGGAUAUUCUUUUGUUUUUACUAUCUUAUUAGUGGCUUUGGAGUGACGGGCGGGGCCCACCGACUCUGGGCACACAAGACUUACAAGGCUAGUCUUCCAUAUCAGAUUUUUGUCAUGCUACUAAACUGCAUUUCAUUUCAAAACGACAUCCUCGAGUGGUGCCGAGAUCACAGACUCCACCACAAGUUUACGGAGACUGACGCUGACCCACACAAUGCAAAGAGAGGAUUCUUUUUCGCCCAUAUGGGUUGGCUUAUGAUGUGGAAGCACCCGGAGGUCCUCAUUAAAGGGCGUCAAAUCGAUAUGUCGGAUUUACAAAAUGACCCGGUCGUCAUGUUCCAGCACAAGUAUUACCUACCAUUGUCCUUUGUGUGUUCCAUUGUUAUACCCACGUCUAUACCGAUGUAUUUCUGGGGUGAGAGUUUUGCUAUAUCGCUCCUCGUAUGUGGCUUCUUCCGAUACAUAUGUACGCUCCAUGUAACAUGGCUUGUCAACAGCGCCGCCCACUUGUGGGGCAAGAGGCCUUACGACAAGGGUAUCAAUCCUUCUGAGAACUGGUUUGUGAGUCUUUCGGCUAUCGGCGAGGGUUUUCACAAUUACCAUCACUGUUUCCCGUACGAUUAUGCUGCAAGUGAAUGGGGACCGACUUUUAACAUCACUACCAUGAUCAUUGAUUUCUGUGCUUUAUUGGGCCUCGUGUAUGAUAGGAAGCAAGUGUCGUCGGAGUCAAUUGUAAGAAUUAGAAAGCGACUUGGGGAUCUUGCUCCUAGUUAUCCUAGCCAGUGAUAGUGAUAGAGACAAAAAAA